GGGAGGCAGCUCGGCAGAGAGGGAAGGGACGGGACCCGGCGCCCCGCGGGCCAUGCGCCUCCUGGCCACGGCGCUGGCCGCCCUGCUGGCCACGGCCCCGGCCCCAGAUGUUUGUGAGGCUUUAAAUGUGACAGUCUCUCCAGGACCAACUGUGCGAUACUCCGAGGGAGAUAAUGCUACCCUUUACUGCCACAUUUCUCAAAAGAGAAAGACAGACAAUUUGCUGGCUGUGCGGUGGGUCUUCGCUGCAUCACCUACCCAGGAGUAUCUGAUGAUCAAAAUGACAAAGUUUGGGUCUGUCCAAUAUUAUGGAAAUUAUACUCAUCAUUUCCACAAGCAAAGACUUCAUCUUCUUAAAGAGAAACAUGGAACUCUGUACAAAUUUCUUAUUCUAAGCCUCCAGCAAACAGAUCAAGGACAUUAUAUAUGCAAAGUCCAGGAAAUCGGCAAACACAGGAAUAAGUGGACAGCAUGGUCAAAUGGCACAGCAGCUACUGAAAUAAGAGUGAUUUCAAAAUCUUCUGAUGAUCCCACUUUCAAGAAAAACCAUGAAGCUUGGAAGUUUUUUGAAGAUCUGUAUGUGUAUGCAGUCUUCGUGUGUUCAAUAGGAAUCAUCAGUGUUCUCCUUUUUACACUUGUCAUUCUCUGUCAGUCACUCCUGAACAAGAGGAGAUCCACAGUGAAGCAUUACCUGGUGAAAUGCCCCCAGAACAGCUCAGGGGAGACAGUUACCAGUGUGACAAGCACGUCCCCUCUACAGCCCAAGAAGGUAAAGAAAAAGAAAGAGAAAGUGGAGCAGCCACCAGCCAUCCCAGCAAAAGCUCCAAUAGCCAAUAAUUUUCCCAAGCCCAAGCUCUUGAAACCUCAAAGAAAAUUGAUCCUGCCGAAAAUUGCAGAGGAGAAUUUAACAUACGCUGAACUUGAACUUAUGAAGCCGAUUCAGGAAGCCAAAGGCAUUCCCAGUACAACAGUCUAUGCACAGAUACUCUUUGAGGAGAACAAGCUGUAAUAGUUCAUGCCUGUAUAAAUGUCCUUUGUCUGUGUUCUAUUUAAUUCUUGCUGUGCUGUUUAUUUAUAAAAAUCAUACAAAUGUC
Messenger RNA from Nipponia nippon (crested ibis), 1094 nucleotides. RefSeq names its product V-set and transmembrane domain containing 4 (gene VSTM4). Lineage: Eukaryota; Metazoa; Chordata; Aves; Pelecaniformes; Threskiornithidae. Gene Ontology annotation, cellular component: membrane. The record is from RefSeq and is a predicted model, not a curated record.